Fusarium odoratissimum NRRL 54006 is the source of this 1031-nucleotide messenger RNA. RefSeq lists its product as uncharacterized. Bases 110 to 1030 code for a protein of 306 amino acids. The transcript is spliced from 2 exons. The record is from RefSeq and is a predicted model, not a curated record. Lineage: Eukaryota; Fungi; Ascomycota; Sordariomycetes; Hypocreales; Nectriaceae.
GCCUCCCUCUCACUUACACGAAUCUUCUGCAACAUUUCUAACGGAGCUCCUCUAAUCUCUCCUCUACCCUCUCUACCUAGUUAGUCUCUUUCCUCGGCCGUAAUGCGGCAUGCCGCUGCGUCCCUCUUCCCUCUGUAGCCUACGCCCCGCGCCAAUUCUUUCAACAUGUAGCAACAAACUGCUCCGGUGUCGGACAUCAAGCAUCGCCGCAAUUGGGCUGCGAGCUCAGCAGCGAAGGGGGCGGCAUGAUGAGGUCGCACAUAAGAAUCACUAUGAGAGGCUUAAUAUAAGGCACGAUGCAACACCCGCUGAAAUAAAAAAGUCUUUCUAUUCUCUUUCGAAAACCCACCAUCCCGAUGCAAAUCCAUCUGAUCCAACCGCAUCUUCGACGUUCUCCCUGAUUUCCGAAUCAUAUACUGUUCUGUCUGACAAGACUCGCCGAGCAGCCUACGAUCGCGAUAUCCUUCGUUUGCACCACCACCCACCACAAACUCACUCCCAUCGCGGCUCUUACCACUCUCAUCAGCCUGGCGGUCGCGCACCAUCAGGUUUAAGUCGCAGGAGAGGCACCUUUCGCGGUCCGCCGCCUAGCUUUUACCGCAGCGGAGGCUGGGGAGAGCAGGCAGAUAAGCGUCGCAAGGCCCAUGAAGAGAGUACAGGUGGUGGAAGCACAUCACCACAUGAACAAGACGGAUCGCAUAGUCGUCAGAAGAGCCCAUGGGGUGAUCCUUUUAGUCAUGAGUCUUCCUAUGGAGGAAUGGGACCUGGUGAUGACCCUUUUGGACAUCAGAAUGAUGUUCCUCACUUCGACAAGGCGGGACAUACGCGAACACAUCGGAGAGAGGACCAACGGCGCAAAGAUAGGAGGCAAAGGCGCGCGAUGGGCGACGAUGACAUUGGCUUUGAGCCUCAGGCAACCAUCACAGGCCAUUUUAUCAUAAUAUCGGGCAUUCUCGCCACUGCGAUAUUGGCGCCUCUCGUAUAUAUUCAGUUCAUGAGCAUUGGGCAGCGAAAAAAGAACAAGAGUUAAG